This is a messenger RNA of Centropristis striata (black sea bass), 5662 nucleotides long. It is a transcript of the gene ccdc71, whose product is annotated as coiled-coil domain containing 71. The record is from RefSeq and is a predicted model, not a curated record. The transcript has 2 exons. The coding region runs from base 128 to 1201 and encodes 357 amino acids. Lineage: Eukaryota; Metazoa; Chordata; Actinopteri; Perciformes; Serranidae.
GCCGCCUCCCUCCGCCUCCUCCUGGUCUGUCAUCCACACCGCUGUUGUUGCAGCCAUUUUACCGUGGAGCGUCGGCACAGAGGCGACCGGAGGAUGCCGAAACAGCGCCGUUAAAAGGACUAAAAACAUGGCUGGCGCGGCGCGAGGUCCCGUGGUUGGCCAACCAUUGGUGUUUGCCAAUGAAGAGCGGAGGGCAGUUCACUCCUGGUCCCGGAUCUCGUCAGCGGGGCACAACGUUCUCCUGGAUGCUCUCAAGAUCCUCAACCCGAUGUCCCGUGACCUCUCGAGCAGCGAGGAGCUGGUCAGCUUCCUGCAGGAGCUGGGCGAGGAGGGCCACAAGCCCACGGUGCUGCGGAGCAAAGACGUGUACCGCUACCGCUCCAGCACAAGCCAACCGAUGACUCUAGACAUGCUGAAGCCACCUAACAGGAACAUCAGACCCAUAGCCAAGAGGAAGGGAAGGAAGCCUCUGGUCAAGAAGAGAGACGUGCACCCAUCCUGGAACAUCUCCGUGAAGAGCAAACCCAAGAUCCAAGGGGUCCGCCCUCCAGAGCUGCUCCAGAGUUGUGCCAUCAUCUGCAGCAGGACAUCCAGUCGGACUGUAGACAUGUCGCAGGCGCUGCAAGUGCGGCCAUGCCUCAGACUUACCAACAUUGAGGGCAGGUCUGGCUUCCACACGGCCAGACUCCAGAUCCACACUUCCUGGGACUCAUCCUCUGAGGCGCCCUCGGUUGCCUUUUCACAGCAACGGCACCCUCCAACGCUUUCAGGAAUACCUUUGCAGCCUUCUCAGAAUGGUGGUGGGACACCCACCAAAGCUGUGGCCUUGUUCAGCCAGAAGAGCCUGUCCUGUCCCAUCCGACUGGACGGCGCCCUCAUUGGAGAUUCUGCACCGGUCUUCUACGCAAAUGGACGGGCCUUCCCAGAGACUCACACAGCGCUGACCAGCAACGGCUGGAGGAGCAACGGCCUCCACCGAGAUGGUCGGGGCCACAAGGAACUGAACAGCCCGACCUUGCAGAGGAACGGCUGGAAGGACAAAAAAAGUCUUAGAUGGAAAGUGAUAAAGGUGGACGACUCUCGCUCUGUGGCUGAGGCCUGCAGAAAAGCGCAGAAGAUCCUACAGGUCAACCUGUCUCCAGUGAUACAGAUCCAACCUCUGAACCAUGUGCUGAGAGACUUCAGAUACCAGAACAAUUGACAAUUUCCCCCCAAUCCCACACACAUUGUUUCCUUUAGCAGAUGUUAGUGUUUUACAUGCAUUAGCCUGUACCUGGCUGAGCCCCAGUGUUCAUAACAGACGUCUUACAUGAGUUUUUGGGAUCUCUGCUGAGUGUUGACGGUAGAGAAGUCAGUGUGUCGAAGCUUUGGUUGCUGAUAGGGGCACUUGGGAUUGAAAGGCAUUUGAAGUUAGGUGAUGCUUUUCUCAGCAGGCUGGGAAAUGGCUAUCGGCCAGAUACUGGUACAUUUUCACUGUCUACUUUGGUUUACGUUAUACAACACUUCAACCAAUCAUCAGUCUGCAUUGAGUUGACUAACUGCUAACCGAUUUUGCUGAUGAAUUCUGGGAGGCAGCAUUCACUGUGACUGUUACGUCAAUGGGGGAUUUUCCGCGCUUUAAAAAGGCACUGGGCGUUCAGUUGUUUAAAGAGUAUUUAUAACUUCUUUUGAAGUAUAGUGCUGUUUUGUUAAAGUAUUUUUUACUUGCAGUGCUUAAAAACAGUGCUGCAGCGCCCCAUUUUCCACUGGAUAGAAAGAGAAAUGGACGCCAAGAUGAACUGGUGAAUGAGUAGGGUGGGUUUCCAAAGUCAAGCAGAUGUGGUGGUUGGUUGGUUGGUUGGUCCCAGCAAAAUAAAUUGCCCUCAAAAAAUGAGGGGAGAAAAGUGUUUAGUUUGUCUUCCUUUUUUAUAUUUUUGUUCCGUUUCCCCUGGAAAUCAGAAGGUAAAUAAACCCGCAGCCCAAACAUAGAUAGAUACCUGGAUGACUGGUCUGGACCACAGUCCUUCACAAAGUGUUCCUUUGGUUUAGUUUAUCCACACAUGGAGGCAAGACAAGUCAUUUUUUGGUAAUUUGAUGAACAUGAAUUGGUAAAAGCGGAGAGAGGACUUGGGCCUUUUUAUAAACACGAUAAUCUGGAAAAACAAAACAGAAAUCUGGGAUUCUAAAACCUGAUCUCUGAAUCCUAUAUUUCAGAGUUUAUUCUUUGAAUUAUGGUUCCUUCCAUCAGAAUUCUUCCACUUCAUGAAGUGGCCCUAGUCCACCUCCAAAAGUUAAAAAGGUUUUACACCUGAUGCCGAAACAACCACCACACUGCAAAAAAGGUGUCUAAAAACAAGAUAAAAUCACAAAAUCUGAGGGAAAUGAUCUUGACAAGAUUUCUUAAAUUAGCAUUUUGAACACUUUGAAUAAGAAAUUAACUCUUAAAACAAGAUAAAUGAUCUAACACUUCGAAAUCUCAAGUUUUUUUUAUCUUGGUAAGAACCAAAUAAUCAUCAGGUCACUCUGCUCGGGCCAGUUCAUCACUUCUGGCAGCUUUACUUUAUCUGGUUUUAAGAGCUAAUUUAUUAUUUUAAGUGUCCAACAUGCUUAUUUCUAGAUUUAAUAAUCUUGAUUUAAGAAAUCUUGUCAAGGUAAAUUAUCUGUCCAUGCAGCAAGAUCAUUUCCCUCAGAUUUACUGUUUGAUCUGGUUUUUUGACACCUUUUUUUUGCAGUGCACCUGUCUGUUUAAUGCUGCUCAAGACUGACUUUUGUCCGAAACAUUUCUGUUCUUCACAGACAACCAGCCGUCUGUUGGAUCUUUGGUGUUAGACAUUUGUUUGGUUGACUUUAAAAUGCUUGCGGUGACAUUUGUUAAGUUGAGCUGCAGACUUGAGUUUGUCUCAUAACCAGUUAAACUGCAGCAGAAAGUUAAAUCUCCCACCAGAACAGAAAGUAUUUUUGUUGACUUGAUGGCUAGAAUUUCCCAACAAAAUCUACUUUUCUAGUCCCUUGAGUCCUAAGCUGUGAUCAAACUGUUUUUGGCUCACCUUAAAACUAAAAGAAAUGCACUUUGACAGUGUGACAGUGCUUCGUUGUUGCCCAUUUCCUGAACAUGAAAGUUAUUAAUUCUGUUUCCUGCGUCAUGUAGAAAAUAUUUGGUUUGACUUUCUUUGGGGCCACACUGCUUUUUACUACAGGUGCUAACUCUGCAAUGUUGGUGCUGAAUUAAAUGACUGGCAGAAGAAUGUCAUCAUGUUUGUGUUUUUCUAGCUCAGAUUGGAGCAUUUAGAACCAGUGACUUCCUGCGUGUUGUUUUCUGAGGGACUGAUGGCAGUGCUGCCCCCUUCAGGUUGGAACGAGCAUGCCAAACCGCCUUGUGUGCUUUCUAAAGGCUUUCUACUGUGAGGAGCCACCUGAGUCCAUUUCAUGUCUUCAUCUGUGAUACACUCCUGUGAUUUCCCCUAAAAAAAAUCUGUUUGCGAUGUUUGGACAAACCACAUUCCAAGAGACAAAAGUUUGGUUUAACUUUAAGGUAAAAUCUCAACUCUUCCACCAAGUCCACAAGUCCACACAGUAGCUUUUACUGAUCUCAAGCUUAUUAAAUGUGAAUAAAACAGCCAGAAGUGGACUUGAUUUAAAUUAAAUAUAUUUAAAAAAAAAGUUUGGUAACACCUUUAUAUUAGGGAACACGUAUUCAACAUUAAUUUGUUGCUUAUUAGCAUGUAAAUAACUAACAUAUUGGCUCUUAACCCAUUCAGGCCUAAAACGUCUGUAAAACUGCCUGUAAAACCUCUGAUAGGUGAUUUUAAAAUCAGCCCCUAAAACCUGAAGUUUUCUGUAAAUCCAACAGAAGUGUCAACUCUUCUACUAAAUAAUAGAUUUUUCUGUUUUCCGUCUUCCACCAUGAUUUAUAAGUUCUGGAUAAGUCCCAUGAUGCAUUGCGACACUCCCACAUGCGUUCUCAUUUUGUGUCUUUUUUUUAGUCUUUUUGUGUCUUUUUUUGGUGAUGAUUUCAAAGUUCUGGAAAAAGUCCCAUGAUGCAUUGCGACACUCCCACAUGUAUUCUGAUGCAUUUCAUUGGCCAAGAGACCGAAAAUAGGUGGAAAAAACUACAAAUACUACAAAACCACGUAUCCUCUUUCUGCUUUAAUGGUAGAAUAACACAACAGGUUUUAAUGGUAGAAAUGCCAUAAUGCUUUCCUGCCUUAAAUGGGUUAAUUAGUCAUUAAGUAGUUAUUAACCCUUUGAUGCACAACAUGGUCAAAAUGACCCUCAUUCAUUCCCUUCAUGUUAUUUAAUGCUGCUGUGUGUUUCUGUCCUCUAUCUUUUGAUAUCAACUUAUAUUAUGAAUUAAUUUUCCAAGUAUUCUUUAAAUAUCUUGUUUUUGAUAACAACUGAUCAUUAUUUACAUUUUGCUUCUCAUACUUUAUGAAGAAAAAAAGUUUUUGUAUUAUUACAUAGCUUACUACGUGGCUAAGUAGCUUGCUAAGCUAACUACUUAGCCAAGAAGUUAGCUAUGUGGUUAGCUUUGCAAGCUACUUAGCUAACUACUUAGCCAAGAAGUUAGCUAAGUAGUUAGCUUAGCAAGCUAAUUAGCUAAAAAAUGGAUAUGGGUCAUUUUUGACCCAUGUUGUGCAUUAGAAGAGUAGUGACACAAAAAGGGACUUUAUUAAAAAAUAAUAAAAGAAAACAUAAAAUUAGGAUGUAUGAUGAUCAAAAACAAACUAAUUGAGGAAAACCUGGAAUACUGAAUGAUGAAAAUAAUUUAUUGCAAAGAUAUAGAACAUAAAAACUGUCGGGUAACUUUAGAUGUAUCUAAUGUAUCUUCCAUGUUGUGCAUCAAAGGGUUAAUGCCUUAUUCUGCAUGGCUUUAUUAUACAACCAGUAAGACAUUAACUAAGAGUUUUCCCUCAAUAACCUCAGAAUUAUUGAUUAUUAGUAAUUGUAUAAUAAGGCCAUGCAGAAUAAGGCAUCAAUAACUACUUAAUAAUGACUCAUUAAGAGCCAAUAUGUUACUAAUUUGCAUACUAAUAAACGACUAUUAAUGUUGAAUAUGUGUUCCCUGAUAUAAAGUGUUACCAAAAGUUCUGUCAAACUACAUUUUGAUUCUCUUCUAAGUUUAUUAUAUUUAUUUAUUUUCAAAGUGUCAAAAACGAUCGACUACUUCUGCCACCAGAUUGUAGAAACCAUGACAACACGGAACCAAACCACCAUCAUGUCAUGUAAAGAAAAGGAAAGAAGGAGGACUUUAUUGUUUCAAUGAAAAUAAAACCUUGGUUUCCAAACGUCUGUUUCCUGAUAAACGCUGUGGACCAUGUUUACAGGCCUCCCGUUAGAAAGAACAAACUCAUCAGAACUAAAGUGAAAAUCUACUUUCUGGUUUGAAAUUCACAAAUUACCAAACUAUUCUGUUUAAUCUGACACCACGAGUGUCUGGUGGUUGGUUUUAGGAUGUCCACGUCUCUGUUCUGGUGAAUCUUGUGUCCCCCGACCCCUGACCUCUGACCUCUGACCCCUCUCCGACCUGUCUGUACGCCGUUAUGUUCAUGCCCACCGACAAUUCCCUUUUCUAGAUCUUUCUGUUAGUCUUGUUUGUGGAAAAACUUGUAUUAUAAUGUAUUUCAUACAUCUUUGAGAACUCUUUUUUUUUUUUUUUUGUUCAAUAAAACUGAUCUAAAAUUUA